Messenger RNA from Closterium sp. Naga37s-1, 1806 nucleotides. The record is from the annotation of a GenBank genome assembly. Lineage: Eukaryota; Viridiplantae; Streptophyta; Zygnematophyceae; Desmidiales; Closteriaceae.
AUGCUCUCGAAGCUUUCUCUCACCCUCUUUCCAACUCUCCAGCCAAUCAAGAACUCCAACCACCUUCCCAGGAAUUUCACCUGCGAGAGCUCCUCUUAUUGGCGGCGGCAGCAACAACGCGGGGUGCGAGCAUCAUCGGCAGUCGGGCGUGCCGGUUGCAUCUUAACGAAGCAGCGGCGAAAUCGUGCGACAGCCAGUGAUGUGCUGUUGCACCACCUGACACUGCCUGGGCACCUGAUUCCAUCGCCCCACGUUCGCCUCCCUGCUCGUGCAGCACCAAUUUCGUCCCUUCUGUCCUUGCGUCGUUCCCUUCCCUGCUCGCUCCCUCCCUCGUGCCUAUCGUCCCUCCCCUGCCUUCUGCCGUGCCCCCCACCCACGUCUCUCACUCUCUCACCUUCGUCGCUCACCCAUCUAUUGAUCGGGACGUUCCGGGCGGACAUCGAAGCAGGUGGUGGUAGUAUCGAACCGCUGCUCUGCCGAGGACCUCGGAUUCGUUCACCACUCUUUCGCCAUUCGUUCGCCAUUGUUUCGCCACGCCCCUUCGCCGCCCCAGACUCCUCAUUGCACAGCACCAUCCGCUCGUGCCGCGUCGUAAGCCCACGUCAUACCCAUUGCGCGGAUUCAACGCGCCAUCGCCUUGUGCCGCACGCAAUUCACCCGUUCUCCGCGCGCGGAAAUGUUGCGCGGCGCGCCCCCCGGAAACAGCGCGCAUUGCGGCCUAGCAGCGGCGAGAGCGUGGUUCUAAGGAAAUUAGGCGCCGCGGCGGCGAGUGACGAGCGCAGGGGGAAGCGCACUGGGAAGCGCAGUGGGAAGCGCACACGAUACAAAGGGCAGGCAGGAGACGGGCGCAUUGUGUGGAACUCUCGCUCUCUCGAUCUGAGGAGGGCGAGAGGAGGUGUGCGGGGGGAGGGUGCGGGGUGGAAGAAGCAGCAUUGGAAGUGCAAAGGCGGACAGACGGGCGCGCAAGUGGGCGCGCAAGUGGGCGCGCAAGUGGGCGCGCAAGUGGGCGCGCAAGUGGGCGCGCAAGUGGGCGCGCAAGUGGGUGAGUGGGAGUGCAGGACGGACAAGGCCAGUGCGUGGUGGGUACGUGCAUGGGUGUGCAGCAAUAAGUGCAAUGCGGCCGCUCGCAUGGGGGGCGGCAUGCGCGAUGCGAGCGGGCAGAGGGGGGAGAGGAAGGAGGGGAGUGAAAGGGAGGCGGUGGAGGGGAAAAAAAGGGAGGGGAAAGAGGAAAGGGAGAAUGAGAGGAAAGGAUGUAAUGACAGCAGGGUGAGAUCCAUGGCGGAGUCACUGCGCAUGCAGCGGCCGUGGCACGCGCAGCUGCUGGGGCCCAUGUGCAGCGAGCACGACUACUACCUGGACCUGCUCUCCAUCCUGCACCACAACCAGGACGUGCGUGCCCUGCUCCACCGCCAACUCUCCCUUGUGCCCCUCCCUUGUGCCUCUCCCUUGUGCCUCUCCCUUGUGCCUCUCCCUUGUGCCUCUCCCUUGUGCCUCUCCCUUGUGCCCCUCCCUUGUGCCCCUCCCUUGUUGCGUCUGCGUUGUCCUGACUCGUAUCAUGCAAGGCUCGUCACGUCACUGCCGUUUCUAGUCCUGUUGUGCCCUGUGUUCCCGUACCAUCUGAGCGCGUACAUCUGUGGAGUGCUGCGCAUCUCGCCCUUCCGCUUCUACCGCGACAUGCUCGUUGACGCCAUGGCACAGGAGCGGUCGUAUGACAGUCUGCCCAACAUCACAGCAGCGGACAUAGUGAGGGUGCUGGGCGUGGGGCGCAACCAGUACCUGCACACCAUGCUCGCUGCUCGAUCCACG